CAAACUUGCUAUGUUUGGAAAUAUUUCUAAAGAUUCUAUAUUUUCUGUUCCUAAUUCCUAACAUAUAUAUGAUGUUCCUGAAGUUUUACAAAAAUAAAAGUUGGCUGAACGUAUUUUAGAAAAGUUUAAGUUACCAAUUUAAUAAGUUCCAAAUAUUUAAUAAUAUACCUAAUUUGGACAGUACUUGAAUGAUCUCUAGACUUCUAAACCUGUUACAAUUGGAAUCAUGGGAAAAUAUAUGAAAAAUCUGGUUGUUUAUUGUUAUCUAUAUAGGAUGCAUAUAUGUCUUUAAUAAAAGCAUUAAAGGAAGCUAGUUAUGCUAUUAAAGUCAAUUUAUAAUUAAAAUAUAUUGAUCUUAUAGAUUUUUCAAGUAAACAAAAUGCUGAAGAAGAACUUGAAAAGGAAUGCAAAUAAUUUGAUGCUAUUCUUGUUCCUGGUGGAUUUGGAUAUAAUGGUUUCAACCUUAAAAUCAAGUGCUGCUAAUAUGCUCGAGAAAAUAAAAUACCAUUUCUAGGCAUCUGUUAUGGCUUCUAAGCAGCUGUCGUUGAAUAUGCCAGAAAUGUCUUAGGAGUAAAAGAUGCUACAACUGAAGAAUUAAAAGAUGAAUUAAUUGGAUCCAAUUUUGUUGUGUUUAUGCCUGAAAUCAAUCCAAAAUUAUUUGGAGGUAAUAUGAGAUUAGGAAAUCAUUAAACAAUAAUUGAGUAAGAUAUAUAAAUUAUUUUUAGAAAUAAAGAUAGUAUUGCAUAUCAAAUAUACGACUCUGAAGUUGUAGAAGAAAGACAUAGACAUCGGUAUGAAGUCAAUCCUUAAAAGAUUCAAAAUCUAACUGAAAACGGUCUUGUAUUCUCAGGAAAAGAUAGAAAAACUGGGUAACGAAUGGAAGUAUUUAUUUAACAUUAUUUCAAGAUUUUAGAAUUACCAAAUCAUUUACAUCCUUUCUUUGUAGGAGUACAAUAUCAUCCAGAAUUCACUUCCAAAAAUUUCAAACCUAAUCCUCUAUUUGUUAGCUUUGUAUCUGCUGCUGCAAAUGGAGAAUUUCGAAAAUCUAAAAUAGAUGUUAAUUAUAAUAAUAAGAAAAAUUGA
This is a messenger RNA of Paramecium sonneborni, 1083 nucleotides long. NCBI's taxonomy places the organism in Eukaryota, Ciliophora, Oligohymenophorea, Peniculida, Parameciidae. The record is from the annotation of a GenBank genome assembly.